Callorhinchus milii (elephant shark) is the source of this 1194-nucleotide messenger RNA. RefSeq names its product COBW domain containing (gene zng1a). The record is from RefSeq and is a predicted model, not a curated record. Lineage: Eukaryota; Metazoa; Chordata; Chondrichthyes; Chimaeriformes; Callorhinchidae. Gene Ontology annotation, cellular component: cytoplasm. Bases 36 to 1154 code for a protein of 372 amino acids. The transcript is spliced from 16 exons.
GCUGAGGGGCUGUGGUGGUGCACUGACUGAGAGAGAUGGCAGAUGUCCGUGAAGAAGAAGAUGAAGAAGAAUGCCCUGAGUUGGUUCCAAUCGAGACAGAUUAUAAUUCCCAGAGUGUACAGAUUCCAGUUACCAUCAUAACCGGAUAUUUAGGUGCUGGUAAAACAACACUUCUGAAUUAUAUUCUGACGGAACAACACAAUAAAAGGAUUGCAGUAAUUCUCAACGAGUUUGGUGAAGGGAGUGCACUGGAAAAGUCUUUGGCAGUGAGCCACGCAGGAGAACUUUACGAGGAGUGGCUGGAGCUACGGAAUGGGUGCCUCUGUUGCUCAGUAAAAGACAAUGGUCUGAAAGCCAUCGAAAACCUCAUGCAGAAAAAGGGCAAGUUUGACUACAUUCUACUAGAAACUACUGGAUUGGCCGACCCAGGUGCUGUUUCUGCCAUGUUCUGGGUUGAUGCAGAAUUGGGGAGCGACAUUUACCUCGAUGGUAUUGUUACAGUUGUUGAUGCAAAAUAUGGAAUGCAGCAUUUGACAGAAGAAAAGCCUGAUGGUCUGAUUAAUGAAGCAGCAAGGCAGAUUGCCCUGGGUGACCUCAUUAUAGUUAACAAAACUGAUCUGAUUCACCAAGAGGAGCUGGAUGAACUAAGGCAUAUUGUAAGGUCAAUCAAUGGACUUGCUAAAAUAAUUGAAACACAAAGAUCAAGAGUUGAUCUUUCAAACGUUCUUGAUUUGCACGCCUUUGACAGCCAAACUAAUGAAAAUUUGCAGGAAAAGUUUUGCCACAUGCAGACAACCCGACCUCACCUUGACAAGAGCAUCAUCACGGUUACGUUUGAAUGCUCAGGCAGCAUUCUUGAAGAAGACUUAAACCAAUACCUCCAGAAUCUUUUGUGGGAAAAAAACAUUAACAAUAAGUCAGGCAACCCAAUGGAAAUAAUACGUCUAAAGGCUCUUGUGUCAAUAAAGGAAAAAACACAGCAGGUGAUUGUCCAGGGUGUUCAUGAGCUGUACGAGCAAGAAGAGACUUCUGUCAACUGGGAGUCAGACACUGAAAGACUCAACCGUUUUGUCUUUAUAGGUAGAAACUUGGAUAAAGAAAUUCUAGAAAAAUGUUUUUCUGCUGCUGUAAUAAAACCAGGAGAGUCCAGCUGAGAAUAAGAAUGAAACAUUAAAAGACACAAAUUCAAUUCAA